AUGUGGAGCAGCGGAGGAAAUGUGAUGCACUUUAGCGGGCCCCCCAAGAGAAGCCUGCACACCAAAAGCAUCCUGAGGGAUUAUGAAAGCUCCCUGAUUCAAGACACCCAGUUUUUGGUGUCUGAGCUCAGCUCCCUGGACAUCCUGCAAUUUACCACAAUGCUGCGCCUGCUCUUCACUGGGAGAAAGGAGCAGACAGGGCUGAUUAACAUAAACUUUGGUGUGAUGAAGGCAUCGCUGGAACAGUGCCCUGGAGGGAAUCGCUCCCUGUUCGCAGUGGCCAGAGAGAAGUGUGUGUAUGCACUGAGGGAGGGGCUCUGUAUGGACCUCAUGGGCACCUUGCUCAGCCUCUCAGAUGGGGAGUUUGUCCAGGAGGAUUUCAUCACAGACCUGCCCACAGACCUGUCUGAUGACACUUUCCGAAACCUGACAGCUGUGUUUAAGGACCUGUAUGACAUGUUCUCAGUGAUCACACAAAGGGCCAUCUACAAGUGGAUCAUACUGGGGCUACAGAAGACUUAUAAAUCCAUACACAGCCCUAAUGUCUGGAUGACUGCAGAGAACCUGUGGUUCCUGGGCAGGUACAUGGUUCACCUGACUGUGGAGAGUAUUCACAGGAUCAGCCUCAGUGAGAUGCGGAUUUUCAUUCACUAUGACAAUGCCACCAAGCAGCUGGACUCUGUGUAUGACAUCAAGCUUGGCCCUGGCAAGGCUUUCCUCCAUAGAAUAAAUGCCUCUGGUUUUGACAUGGCCAAUGUGUCCAUUGCAUACAGGCUGGGAUUGUUGGUGUGCUUUUACGACAACGUGCAGCUGCUGGAUGCCAGUGAUGCCCGCAGUCUGCUGCACCAGCUCAUUAAGUGUAACCAGCUGCGGGGGAGCCUGAUAGAGGUGCAUAAGCUGAAGUCUCAGCUCCUGGCCAUCAUGAUUCGGAACCAGACCCUGAAUGAGUCUUUGGGCUCGGUGUCAGACGCGGUGGUGGGUCUGACUCCUAGCCAGCUGGAGUCACUAUCAGACCAGGCAGUGCAGAGCUCUAUGGCUGUCCUCCAGCAAGUCUCAGGCUGGACGCGAAGUCAGACCGUCGUACUGGCACACAAGUACAUGGGCACCAGCAAGGUUUUGUCUUUCAAAAACAUCAGUCAUCUGGGCUCUCUGGUGUCUGGGUUAGAUGCCAACCUCUUCUACAGUGUCAGCACAGCAGAGCUGGCACAGGCCACGGAGGGCACACUCAGUCAAUACGCCACACACCUCAGCCCAGCACAGCAACAGGCCAUCAUCAGUCAGAUGUUGACCACAGUGGACCUGGAGGAGGUGGUGAGGAGGAUCCCUGGGGUACUCUUCAGUGAAGUGUCUCUCUCCACAUUACUGCACCUGCCCAGGCUGGAGAGCACUGCCCUGGAGGACAAGCAUCUGACCCGCAGCCAGGCCUUCUUCCUGUUUGAUUUUCUCUCCAAGAGGACUCCAGUUGCAGACUUGCUGAGCACUGGGCAGCUGUUGAAAGGCAUCACAUGCGACAAAAUUCAGAGGAUGGACAACAACUCUCUGAUUGACAGCUUACCUGUGUUUAGCAAGAACAUCCAUCUCCUCUCUGCAUUCCAGAGGAACUGCUUGGCUUGGAGGUUCUGGGAUGUUCUGGACUCACAGAACUCAACCAUCCCCACUGUCCUGCUGUCUGCACUGCCGGUGGAAUAUGUGGACAAUAUGCCAACCUCCUCCUGCAAGAGCUUCCUGUUUACACUGGGUGACGUGGACUUUCACCACCUUACUGCGCAUACCAAGAAACUGGAGGCUGUUAUCAGGAAGGCCCUGCAAUGUCUGGGUGAAGGUAUUCGGGAUGAGUAUGAUGUGGACCUCCUUGGGAUACUGCUUUGCCACCUGCCUCCUGCAGCCAUCCGAGCCCAUCUGUCCCUGGCUGCCUUGCCCACUGCUCUCCAGCAGCUGCGUGGCUGUGCCCACCUCACCCAGGAGCAAAGGGAAGUGAUCAGGAGCAAGAUGCUGCAGCUCUAUGGAUCUGAACAGAGUCUUAACAACAGAUGUUCUGAUUUAAGCCCGCCUGAGAAGUGGAGUGCUGAGCUGACCCAAGAUUUGGGCCUGCUGGUCACACUGAUUUCCAGGGAAGAAAUACUUGUCCUAGCCAACAAGCAUCCAGAGGAAGUUUUGCCCCUAGUGACACAGGCCCAGGAGAGCCCUCUGCCAGAACACUUCCUGAGUGCCAUUUUUGAGGUAGUGCGUGGGACAGGAUACAGAGGCUGGCCCAGCCUAGGCUCGCAGAUUGACUGCCAUUCAAUCCGAGCGCCCUCUGCUGAUGAAAUCAGAAAGUUGUCAACAGCCAAUGUCUUCUGGCCUGCCGAAGAGUUGCAGUGCAUUAGCGAUGACACCUUCACCCAGACUGUGGAGCUGCUGGGCUCAGUGCAAGGGUACAGCCCGGCCCAGCUCAGGGCCCUAAAGAUUCGGGCCAAAGAGAGUUGGGGUCCGCUGUCUUCCUGGAAGACCUACCAUGUGAUUGCUCUGGGCUCCAUUGCUCUGGCAUUGACCGAGGAGGAGAUUUGGGAGCUCGACCUCAGUUCCACUGACACUCUCACCGCCUUUAGUCAGCAGAGCAGCUGGACAUCACAGCAGAUGAGCAGCAUGCUGUAUCACUUCCUGGAAGCAUCUGGACUCAGCAUGGUGGAACUGCGGGGGUCAGAUCUGGCUGCGCUGGGAGUGCUGCUGUGCGGGAUUGAACCCAGCCACAUCCACCUAAUCAGUCCUGGGGCCUACAGCUCCACAGCAGGCCGGAUUGGCACCCUGCCCUGCCCCCUGCCGGUCCUGCAGGAGCUAAAGAAAAAAGCAGAGGAGAUUUUUGGGGUAGCUGGUGGAUGGAACAGCUCUGUGCUGCAAGAGGUGGGCGUGGUGGCAGCUGGCAUGAGUAUUGAGGAGAUGAGAGAGUUAAAUUCAGACUUAAUGCCCUACCUGCUGCCUCAGGCCAUUGCUGCUAUCCCUCCUGAGAGCUUUAGGGAGUUCUCUUUGGAGAAGCUGCAGAGCUUGGGCCCAGAAAAUGCAAUGGCAGUAACACCAUUACAGCGUUCCCAGCUGAGUGAGGAGCAGCUACAGGCCCUCCAAGCAGCCAGAGACGGCCUAAGAGAAGCUCUGUUCAGCCACAUCCACCCUGCUAUCACUAUCACAGUUAGCUCAGCUGUCUCAAUUGCAGGUGUGUGUCUCCACGUCUGUGAGGGGCUGUGGUUCUUGGCCAUGAUGCGUACACCCCUCCUUGGAGAGUGGCAACUAUAG
Megalops cyprinoides (Indo-Pacific tarpon) is the source of this 3267-nucleotide messenger RNA. RefSeq names its product otoancorin-like. The transcript has 24 exons. Gene Ontology annotation, biological process: cell-matrix adhesion. The record is from RefSeq and is a predicted model, not a curated record. Bases 1 to 3267 code for a protein of 1088 amino acids. NCBI's taxonomy places the organism in Eukaryota, Metazoa, Chordata, Actinopteri, Elopiformes, Megalopidae. Gene Ontology annotation, cellular component: cell surface.